GCUUAGAAAACGACGAGUAACGGUUUGUUCCAAAUAAGUUAAAUGGCCUAACGUUUGUUUCUACCAAUUUUGGUCCGUUCGAGGGGUUUUGCAGUGCACUGUGUACUACAUACUGUAAUCAAAUCGAUGUCUUUUGUUUAACCGGAACGGAGGACUUUUUUUUAACGAUUUUCGACUAAGGUUCAGGUGGACUGCAGUGGAAAAAAAACCGUUUGUAUUGAAAUUUCGCGUUUCCUAAACCAAUCCAUCAUGUCGGAUAGCGAAGAAACCCCCAAAAGUGUACCAUCUACAUCUGAAGAGAACAACGAACAACAGGAGAAAGAUCAAAAUUCAGGCGAUGCAGAUGCAGCUGAUGCGGGUAGUGGUGCUACUAGUGCUGGAGCUCUAGAAGUGGCCGAAGAGAAGCCGUCCGACGAAUACAUCCGUUUACGCGUCAUCACUAGCGACAUGACCAACGAAGUGCACUUUCGUGUCAAGUCGGCCACCUCGCUUGGACGGCUGAAACGCUCAUAUUGCAGCAAAAUGGGAUUCCAAGUGGACGAACUCCGUUUUGUGUUCGACGGACAUCGUAUCACAGAAGACGACACCCCGAAGUCUUUAGGGAUGAUUAACGAUGAUGUGAUUGAAAUUUACCAAGAAAGAACGGGUGGCGGCGGUAUGUAAUGUCGACGAUAAUAAACACAAUUUUUUUUUUAUCUUAAUUUUUUUUUUACUUGUAACAUAAAUGUACUGUAUUUAUUAUUAAAUAAAUCUUUUGGUCAAAAAUAUUUAUAUAAAUAUAACAACAAGUAACAUUUCAGGAACAGUACAAAAUAAGUGCCGUUUUCGUUAGCUAAGGCUUAUUAUUUAUUAUUAAGUGUACUGUGACACGGAA
This is a messenger RNA of Adelges cooleyi (spruce gall adelgid), 874 nucleotides long. Its product is annotated as small ubiquitin-related modifier-like. The record is from RefSeq and is a predicted model, not a curated record. The transcript has a single exon. The coding region runs from base 250 to 663 and encodes 137 amino acids. Gene Ontology annotation, cellular component: nucleus; PML body. Gene Ontology annotation, biological process: protein sumoylation. NCBI's taxonomy places the organism in Eukaryota, Metazoa, Arthropoda, Insecta, Hemiptera, Adelgidae. Gene Ontology annotation, molecular function: ubiquitin-like protein ligase binding; protein tag activity.